This is a messenger RNA of Prinia subflava (tawny-flanked prinia), 4134 nucleotides long. It is a transcript of the gene AKAP19, whose product is annotated as chromosome 6 C2orf88 homolog. The record is from RefSeq and is a predicted model, not a curated record. Bases 541 to 804 code for a protein of 87 amino acids. The transcript has 3 exons. NCBI's taxonomy places the organism in Eukaryota, Metazoa, Chordata, Aves, Passeriformes, Cisticolidae. Gene Ontology annotation, molecular function: protein kinase A regulatory subunit binding.
GGGCGGGGAGCGCCCGGCGGAGCGGCGGGAGCGGCGUGAGCGGCGGCGGGCGCGGGGCCCUCCCGGCGCUACCUGUGCGAGCGCCGCGGGGCCGGGCGGGGGCCGGAGGCGCUCCCAGCAUGGACUUUGACGGUGGGUUUGCGUCUUCUUUGCCGUUCAGGAGCCCGGAGGAGGCGGCGGCGUCGGUGGGACGAGGGCCGGAUCCCGCGGGCACCGCCGGAGGAAGGGGCAGCCCGGCGGCCGGGCACCGUGCGCGGCGGGGCCACGCUUCCAGCACGCCGCUCGCACGGACACCGCCCCGCCGCGCCGAGUCCCAGACGUGAAGCUCUCUGUGCUGUCCCGGGGACGAGGGGACAACCUGUUAGAAGCAGACGUGGUUCUGAUUUCCUCAGAGAAGCACAAAAGGAGAUGUUCUGUUCUUUGAAAAUAACUGGAGCCACUGGCAAGAAGCAGCAGCACUGCACGGAGCAAGGGAAGCGCCUCCAGGUUAUCCAAACAUGCUGUUGAACUGAGCUUUGCGACUGCAUUUUCUGAUGUACCAUGGGAUGCAUCAAAUCCAAGGCUGCCUUCCAAGGUUGCGGCGCUGUCCAGGAUGAGAGGAUCGCGGGAGGUGUUGAGGGGCGCACCGGGGAGAAGUCGUCGCUGCUGGCGGUGAAGGCGGAGGAGAAGGGCCCCUCGAGCGCCAUCGUGCUGGACUACGCGCACCGCCUGUCGCGGGAGAUCCUGGAGCAGGCGGUCAAGCAGUGGGCGGUGACCGAGAGCAAGUACAGCGACAUCCCCUUCAUCGAGAGCGACGUGCCCUGAGCCCCCGAGCCCGGCCCGCCCCGGGCGCUCUGUGCGUGCUGCCGGCGCAGACAAAGCAGCCCCAGCCGGCCGCCGAGCAUCACUGCGGGAGGGUCUGCGGGGAGAGCCUGGGGAGAUCGCCCUCCAGCGUAGAUCAUCAGCAAACUAACUGGGCCCAGCUGGACCUGUUCAUCGAGUGUCACUCGCUGUCAGCCAUACUUGAGUGUACUCUGUCUUUGUGUGUGUUGGAUGUGACCAGAAAUUAGCGUUAAAAAGAGGAUGAGAAGACUGUGGCUACCCUGCACCUCUACAAGCACUGCCACAGAGGACAAAACAUGGAUUAUUUCUAUGUUCUGCAUAAAAGAUCGGUGGUCUGUCUGUAGGUGAGAUGAACUCUGUGCUUGGUGAAUUUGUCUGCAUUUGGCUGAAGUGAAAUCAAGAUCUGCAUGUAGCAAAGGUUACUGCUAUCAUAAAUUUUACUUUUGAUUCUGUGACCAAUGAAAUCUGUAAAACCACAAAAUCAUGAAGGUGAUGAGAGGUGCUUUGUAAACCCCAGCAGUGUUCAGGGAACCAUUUGGAUGAUGAUGCAAUUCACCUUCCGUUGAAGUGAACCAGUGAGAAACAUGCCAGUGUCAAUAAGCAGUGCAUUAUCAUUAACAGAUGCUUCUGUAAAUGCUUGAAAGCUUGUCUCUAAAACCCUGCAGUAAGAUAGGUUAAUGACAUCUGGUCACCGUGCUUAGACCAAAGCUGUUUGGUUUUUUGGUUUUGUUUGGGGGAUUUUUUGUGUUAGAGUGCUGGCUGGGGAGGAUUUGCUUUUGUUGUUUUACUGUAACCCAGAGGGAUGUGCAAAAACUACUGCUGGUAACUAGUGAAAGGAACCCUCAGGGGUGUGGCAGUGCUUUAGGACAAUUUGUUUCAUGGGAACUGUGGCUGCGUUACACUGAAAUUCCCUCUGAAGUACCACCCCUGGGCCUGGAUGUCUUCCUUCAGCUUCUGUAGGCUGCUGCUUCCCCACUGGAAAAGCUGUCCGUGGCAAUGCCAACAGGAGCACAGGAGCCCCAGCCCUGAGCAGUGCUCUGAAUGCAGAGUUAGGGACUAACUUAGGCCCAAAACUGAAGGGCUGCAUCCACUCCCUGCUCCCUGCUUGCCCAGGACUCCCAGCCUGACCCACUGCACUCACAGCUGGCGUUUCACACAUCAGCACCUGGAUGGAUUGUUCUUAUUCAUCCCAAAGGUACAAUGUUGCUGACGUUUUAUACCAAGUGAAGGCCUUCUAACAGCUUGGCCUUUACCACCUGUUUGUUCCUUUUUCUGUGAUGCCCAGUUUAAAAGACAUAGUUCUUUUUCCUAGAUCAAAAUGCUUCUCAUUUUGUUUUCAUUUUACAGAGAAAUGCUUUCCAUACUGGCUAAAGCUGUUACUAUUUUUAAAAAGUACACAUAGUUCUAGUAAAUGAUCCAGUGCAUGAUUUUUCAAGCAAUGGGAAGCACGCAGAAAGAGGACCAUGUCAAAUGCUGGUUUUAGCUUAUCCUUAGACAUAAGACAGUCUAUGAAUUGAGCUGUUUUGCAAAUGUUGUGACACAAAUGUAGGUAUUCGAAAUUCACCUAUACAGGAAGUGAUUUUAUCAGGAAUAAAGGGUGAAAAAUGUUUCUCUGUGACACAGCACAAGGCUGCCAUUAAGUCCCAGUGACCACACUGCAUUCCCAGUGACCUGCUGUUUAGGCUGUUCUCAGGCUUUUGCUGGAAAAGGGAAUGAAAUCAGCUUAUGCUGUCAUAUCAUCCCCUUUGAAGUUACGUAGUCAUCUUCAAAGCCAUGUGCAAAGUGGGACCAAGGUUUUAUGGUUCACUUAAAUUCUCUGCUAACAGUGACGUUCCUUCAAGUUCUGUAGCAUAUAAAACAUUAGAUCGUACUCUGCUCUAAAAUACCUCCAUAUGUUCGUGUCAGAAAGCAAAGCUAAAACACUGAUCCAAUCCGUACAUAUCAAUUGGAUAUCGUUUAACCACAAUAUUAAAAAAGAUUCCUAUUCUUAUUCUAGCUCUAAAGUAAAGCUUUAUUACAAAAGAAGAAAGGGUCAACCUUUCUAACAUGAGUGUGGGCUCGAGCAUGUUAACACUGCUAACCACAGUAAUUAAAAUAAAGAAGCCAAAGCUGCACAGCCAUGGUUGGCCAGGCAGGCGAGGAGCGGGUGGGGAGCGCCUGGAGGUGGCUCUGCCCUGCUCUGUCCAAGGCAGGCUGGCGGUGGCCGCGGGCGGUCGGGUGUUGCAGCGCCUCCUGUUGCCGUGUCUCCAGCCUUUCCUCCGGACAUUCCUUAGCCUCUGACACUUCAGGAAUAUCGGGUGCGCCUCUGAAAGCAGCGCGCCGCUGGCUCUGCCCCUCGCGGUCCCACAGCAGGCGGGGUUAGAGCACAGCCGAGGUUCCACCCGUGUGCUCAGUCGGGAUUUCCCCGGAGGGCUCGCCCGGGCCCACGGAGCGCGCCCCAGGCCUGUCCCCCGUGCAGGAGCUGCUGUGUGCGGUGCCUGCCCCCGAGCUGCCCGCGGGGCGGCCCAGCAACCAGAGGCUCGGGGUCCAAGCAGUCCCGCACCUGCGGGCACCGAGCCCGGCCCUCACUGGUGCCUGGAGAUUCCAGCGGCUUCACAAUGGCCCGGGUGCAACUCCAGCUGCUUUCCCAUGCUUUCCAUGGCACUGGCACUUCAGGAAAGGCACGCGGCAAAUGCAAAGCAAACAAGCCUGUAAACAACAGGGAGACGGCUUCUCACCAGGAAAAUCAUCUCUUUUACAGGAUGCUGCCCUUAUAAAUAAUGCACUUACCCUUAACAGCAAAUAGAUCUGUUCAGUGCUACAGUCUGGUGAGAGAUGGAGGGAGAUCUCUCUCCAGAGCUCUGCUGUACGUUUAAUAGGCACAAUACCAAUACAUUGUAAAAAUAAAGACUUCUUCACCUAAAUAAAUUUAUGCUAAGCUGUGCUAGAGUUUCACAGAGCCACUGGCAGUGGGUUUCCAGCUACGUUACCAUUGAUUUUUUGACUUGAUUUUGUGUAAUAAAGUUUGGGACUUUAUUUCCAGUUUGGGACUGGCAUACUCUGCAAAACUGUUUACUUCUAUUUAGGAGUUAAAAAUACAUUUGCUUUAUAUUUUCUCCAGGAAACAAGAUUAAUCUGAGUGGGUAUGAUGUGACUGACUUGAUAUUCUAAUAAUGGUUCAAAAUACAUUAACUGCAGCACAACUUUGUAAAGCUGACGUUUCCGGAGUAAGGCACAUCAGUAUUCCCAAAUAAAACACACUACAAUAUAUUUUUACAAUAUUUUUUGUGGAAAAUAUUUUCUUGUGGACCAAAUAAAAUUCAACUUACCAUC